Messenger RNA from Nipponia nippon (crested ibis), 1929 nucleotides. The record is from RefSeq and is a predicted model, not a curated record. Lineage: Eukaryota; Metazoa; Chordata; Aves; Pelecaniformes; Threskiornithidae.
AUGAGUGAAGCUGAAACACAGCUCGGUACCCUAAGCCUACUGUUAAGCGUGUAUACUACCACACGGUCCAACAUUGGUGCUGAGAGUAAUAUAGAUCUGGUUUUGAAUGUGGAGGACUUUGAUAUUGAGUCCAAAUUUGAAAGGACAGUGAAUGUCUCUGUACCAAAGAAAACCCGAAAUAAUGGCACAUUAUAUGCAUAUAUAUUUCUUCAUCAUGCUGGCAUUUUGCCUUGGCAUGACGGUAAGCAGGUGCAUAUAGUGAGCCCUCUGACCACAUACAUGGUCCCUAAACCAGAAGAGAUUAAUUUACUCACUGGAGAAUCAGCCACACAGCAAAUUGAAGCAGAAAAACAGACGAAUGCUCUAGAUGAACCUGUCUCUCACUGGAGGUCAAGAUUAACCUUAAAUGUCAUGGUGGAAGAUUUUGUGUUUGAUGGAUCAUCCCUCCCUGCUGAUGUUCACCGUUACAUGAAGAUGGUUCAGUUGGGGAAGACAGUGCAUUACCUUCCAAUAUUAUUUAUUGAUCAGCUAAGCAACAGAGUGAAAGAUUUGAUGGUUAUAAAUCGUUCCACAACAGAGCUACCUCUUACAGUGUCAUAUGACAAAAUAUCUCUUGGAAAACUCCGAUUUUGGAUCCACAUGCAGGAUGCUGUGUACUCCCUCCAACAGUUUGGGUUUUCAGAAAAGGAUGCAGAUGAAGUAAAAGGAAUUUUUGUUGACACUAACCUGUACUUUCUGGCUUUGACAUUCUUCGUAGCAGCAUUUCAUCUUCUCUUUGAUUUCCUUGCAUUCAAAAAUGACAUCAGUUUUUGGAAGAAAAAGAGGAGCAUGAUUGGGAUGUCUACAAAAGCAGUGCUUUGGCGGUGCUUUAGUACUGUGGUAAUAUUUCUUUUCCUUUUGGAUGAACAAACAAGUUUAUUGGUACUGAUCCCAGCAGGCAUUGGUGCAGUGAUUGAGCUCUGGAAAGUGAAGAAAGCUUUGAAAAUGACAAUCAAGUGGCAAGGCUUGAGACCCAAAAUUCAGUUUGGUACAUACAAUGACUCUGAAAAGAAAACUGAGGAGUAUGAUACCCAGGCUAUGAAAUACUUGUCAUAUUUGCUCUAUCCACUGUGUAUUGGAGGUGCAGGUUACUCCUUGCUGAAUGUCAAAUACAAAAGCUGGUACUCCUGGUUGAUUAACAGCUUUGUCAAUGGAGUGUAUGCCUUUGGAUUCCUGUUUAUGCUGCCCCAGCUGUUUGUAAAUUACAAGAUGAAAUCUGUUGCACAUUUACCGUGGAAGGCUUUCACGUACAAAGCAUUCAACACCUUUAUUGAUGAUAUAUUUGCUUUUAUCAUCACUAUGCCAACAUCUCAUAGGCUGGCGUGCUUUAGAGAUGAUGUCGUGUUCCUGGUCUAUCUUUACCAAAGAUGGCUUUAUCCUGUGGAUAAGAGCAGAGUGAAUGAGUAUGGAGAAUCUUACGAAGAAAAGCCAAAAAAAAAAGCUCAUAGAGAAUAACUAAGAAUUGAAGAAGAUUCUGACCCCUGGACUCUUACUGGCUUCAUGUAUUAUCUGGUCUUAAGGAAGGAAAAACUUAUUUAAUAAGAGUAUUUUUAAAGCUUAUGACAGAACUACAUGGACAAUACAUCUAUAUUGCCAAAAUCUAGUUUUGAUAUCCUCCUAUUUCAAGAUCCUCUUUGUCCUCACAAGGUCCGCAGUCUCCCAGAUGUCAUUAAAUAAACUUCCUGCAGUUAAACUUCUCUUCAGUGAAAACCUAAGUGUCCUGACCGUUGUAAUUAAUAUCCAAAUCUACAUUUUUAAGACAACUCACUAACUGGAAUUGUGGUGCCUGUGCCACUAGGCUAUGAAAAGUGAAAAAACAAGCCAGUGUGUUACAGCAGAAUCAAGCAUUAUUGCCAAACUGGAGGCUGUCAAAAAUAAAAUGUGUAGUAU